ACAUUCAUACAAUUAGAGACAUGAAAAGCAGUUUGAAAAUCAGUUAAAGUAUCUUAAAGAUCUCGUUUUUCUCAUGAAUAGCUUUCUCGAAAGAAUGAGUUCUUUUCUAUUGUGAUGGACGAAAUGGACGAUAUUUUACAAGAUACUUCUUUAGAGAAUGUUUUUCGAGAACCUGAACAUUUUCGAGAGCAAGUUCCCGACUUUGCUUAUACAAGCUAUUCUAGUCCGAAGCAAGGCUAUUCUUUCGAGAACAUUAGACUCGUUGGAAAACAUCCACUAUGGGGUCAGUAUCUGUGGAAUGGUGCAGUUUUGUUGGCAGAUAUUCUCUCUGGAGAAGCUCCCAUUCCUUCCGUAGAUAUCCAAGUGCACAACAACCGAGUAUUGGAACUUGGUGCUGGAGCAGCCGUGCCUUCGUUGAUGGCUGCGUUACGUGGCGCAAGUCAUGUAUUGAUAACAGAUUAUCCCGAUAAAGAACUCGUGGAAAACAUAAAAUACAAUGUUACUGAAUAUCUUCCAAUGGAGAUUCAGAAGAAUGUUAAAGUUGAACCAUUUCAGUGGGGAGAUUCCAUGUUUUUGGUUAGAUAUCAAAGAGAAGAAUGUUGUUUUGACAAAAUAUUUUUGGCUGAUCUCAUAAGCAAUCACUAUGCUCACCACAAGUUGCUUUUGUCUUGUAAGCAAUUGCUAAAACCGGAUGGUAUUGCCUACGUUUGCUUUAGUCAUCAUCGACCACAUGUCAUAGAAAAGGAUUUAAACUUUUUUCAUUUAGCGUUAUCUUAUGGACUGAAACCUACACAUCGGAUCACCGUACGUCGUGACUGUAUGUUCCCAAGUGAUAUUGGAUCUCAAGAAAUAAGGUCGCAAGUUCACUUAUGGACACUUUGUCGGAAAGAAAACGAUUGAAGUGAUUCCUUUUGAAAACUUGCGAGACUUGAAACAAUUGAUGGAUGGGUUAUGAUAAUAAUAUUAUUCAUUCUAUUUGGUCUAGUUCAAUGAGAGAAUAGAUAAACUUUUUAUAGAAACCUAAAUGCACAUAUGUAAAUGAACAACACAUUUCUAUA
Galdieria sulphuraria is the source of this 1058-nucleotide messenger RNA. RefSeq names its product nicotinamide n-methyltransferase. Bases 115 to 900 code for a protein of 261 amino acids. The record is from RefSeq and is a predicted model, not a curated record. Lineage: Eukaryota; Rhodophyta; Bangiophyceae; Galdieriales; Galdieriaceae. The transcript has 10 exons. Gene Ontology annotation, molecular function: protein-lysine N-methyltransferase activity. Gene Ontology annotation, biological process: peptidyl-lysine dimethylation.